Molecule: messenger RNA, 2705 nt
Organism: Drosophila sechellia
Lineage: Eukaryota; Metazoa; Arthropoda; Insecta; Diptera; Drosophilidae
Product: prominin-like protein
Exons: 8
Coding region: 45-2705 (886 amino acids)
Cellular component (GO): membrane
Source: RefSeq, a predicted model, not a curated record
AAUUUCAUAAUCAAUCCUAUAUAUAAAUAAUAUAUCCAAAAAGAAUGGAACUAAAAGUUACUAUGUGGAUUUGGAUCAUAGCCUUUCGGCUCCAUGUCGUUAAAUCCCAGACCAAUCAAACCCUCCAUUCCUCUUCUAAGUUAAUCGACCAUGGAUCAUUGGUCAGGUUUCGGAGGUUAAGCCCUCAAACUAGGUAUGCAGAACCAGAAAGCAGAUCGAAAGACAAUCAGAACGAUGGGGAUGCGGAUUCUGUGUGUCCAAUCACUUAUUUAUCCCAUGGUUUUACUGGAUUCGUGAUCUCAGACGACAAGGAAGUUCCUAAAGGAUAUAUAUCCAAAGAUCGGAAUGACAUUGGAUCCAAGGUACAGGAAGACGACUGGGAGGCGUAUUUGGGAUCCCAGAAAGGCCUGAAGAUAUUAGUCCUUCUACUGGUUCUUCUGUUUCUGCUGAUACCCAUCCUUGGGCUACUCUAUGCCUGCUGCAGUGCGAGCUGCCAGAAGAACCAAAGGUCCAGUAAAGGAUGCCGCUACUGCUGUGGCAUCCUAUUGGCCAUUUUGGCAUUGUUGAUGCUUUUGUUUCUCAUUCUUGCCAUAUUGGCGGCCACUCAGCUGAAAAUUAACUUGAAGAACCUUAAAGCGUACGGUUGUUAUCCCAGUAACUCCAGCCAAUCAAAUGCGGACUACAUAUUUCAAAAAGCAUCCGAACGUCUGCGUCAUCUUUAUGUCAUCAACUACGAUCAGAAAGUAAAAAGGAUCAAGAGUGCUCUCAACCAAGAACCCAGUAUUAAAUAUCCCAAUAGGGAGCUGGAAGUUCAUGCUAAAUCCAUUGAAAGGCUGAUCGAGGUACUGCGUAAUAUGCGAAGGAUCAAGCCAGUCAUGCUAAGGAUCAAGAAUAAGUUGCUCGAUGCCCGCCGUUUGGCCACUCAGUUCCGGGAUGCGUUACGUGGGGUCAAACGCGAUCUCAUGGUGAUUCUAACCUCUGACUGCACGCAAAGGGAGUGCCAAGAUUUCUACCGUGCGAAUGAGAUCAUGAUGCUGGACAUGGGGUGUUUGCAUUACGAUAGUUUGCCCGAAUUUGAACCGCUUCUUGAAUCUGUUCAGGAAGUACAAGACAGCAAGUUUAUAGACUACCCAAUACAAGCAGUUGAUCAAUUGCGACGGAUCUCUAGGGCAAUAAAAGAUCGCAUGAGUGACAUAUUAGACUCCAUCAAUAAGGACCUGAACAAAGGAGCUAAGAAGCUCAAAGAGAGGUACGAAGCAUCCUUGAAAGUCUUGCGACAAGUGGUUGAGGAGAUGAAGAAGGAUACGCCGGUGGUGGUCAAGCCCAAUCCUAGAUCUAGAUCUACUCCAGCGGCUGACUUGCGUAGAAAGCUCGGAUCCUCGUGGUUCGGAACUACGUUGGGCUUAAUUGUGUUAUUAAUGCUGGUGCCCCUUCUUCUACUCUUUGGUCUUCUGAUUGCUUUGUUUAGUCCAAAAGUAGCCAGUUGGCUUCUCUGUGCCGUUUUGGUUGCUCUUUUCAUCCUGUUUUCCGUGGGAGUUAUCCUGGUGCUCUUCUACUUGGUUCACGGCGCUUUGAUGUAUCAAGCCUUUUGCUCUAGGAAAUCCCCACAGCCGGUAGACAACAAAUCUAUUAAUCUCAAUAGGUUUCUCCCAGAAAACGUAACUACCUUUCGAUCCAUGCCCAUGGUAAGAACCUCAGAAAUUCUGCAGAGCUGUGUGCGCAACGAAAGUUUGUACAAUGUACUGGGUAUCAAGGAGAUCUAUGAUCCAUAUGGUUUUCGCGAUGAUGUGAUGAUCGACGUUCUUAAGUCCCUUGAGAAAAUGGAGAACACUUCGUUGCCCGGCGGACUAAAAGAAAUUCAUCCCGAUGCAGAGGAAGCUGCCAAAAAGUUAUUGACCGGAAACUUGUCUACAUACGACAUAAAGGACUAUACAAAAUAUAUUUGCCCCCAAUUAGUUCCAGAACCCAAUCCAGGUCCUUUGGACGAGUUGAGCAAAAAACUGGAAAGCCUGACAAACAAGGUUGAACCGGGAGUCACUAUGAAAAACCAGGCGAUACAUCUGCGAGCAUAUCAUAAACACUUGGGUGUACCUUUGGCAGCGAUUGUCAAGCGACUGAUAAAGCGACUAAAGCAAAUGGAUUGGCUCUUAUCUGGCGGCUACGGUAGCUUUGUCAAGUACCUCCAUCAUCUGCUGGACAAGAUUAAGCAAGGUGAUGACUUAUUGCGGCGAGAUUCCAAAAAGGAAGCCGACGAGGCGGCCCGUAAGAUCAGUAAAUUAGUGAAAGCCGGGCUGGAUGAUUACGUUCGGGUGGUCGAGGAGCCGACCAAAGAGGACAUGGAGAGCUGUGAACCCCUCACCCGAGAGGAUGGUGAAGCCAUGGUUGAGUACGCCGACCUCUGCAAUCGGAUUGCUAAGCCAAUGAAUGCUAUUUGGUUUUGGCUCUUACUGUUUUCCUUGCUUCUCCUGCCCACCAUCUGCUGCACCCACUUUUUAAGAAGUCGUUUGAAUUCUUUAAAACAUUAUUCGGAGGUUACAAUAGUUUCCUAUGGAGAAGGCAACUUUGUGGCUCCUGGUAUAUUGCCCUUGGGUAUGCCACAAUGCCAAUGCUACAGGUACCUCCCCGUUUCAGCGGAGACCAAUGUGGACUAUGUGGAGGGCAUGGAAGACUACUAUGUGGAUCAAGUAAAGCGCAAGAGGGAGUGA